Messenger RNA from Phytophthora nicotianae INRA-310, 1815 nucleotides. RefSeq lists its product as hypothetical. Gene Ontology annotation, biological process: regulation of barbed-end actin filament capping. The transcript has 2 exons. Bases 31 to 1815 code for a protein of 594 amino acids. The record is from RefSeq and is a predicted model, not a curated record. Gene Ontology annotation, cellular component: cytoplasm; nucleus. Gene Ontology annotation, molecular function: protein binding. NCBI's taxonomy places the organism in Eukaryota, Oomycota, Peronosporomycetes, Peronosporales, Peronosporaceae.
CACACAAGCACCACAAUAGCCAUAGCCUACAUGACUGCGUUAGACGGAGACAAUGCGAAUGGCGAGACAUCGACGAUGCACGUCUCUCUCAAGGAGCUGACGGAUGCGAUGGACACUGCGGUGUAUGUGGCGGAAAAGUUCCCGUUGGUGGUGGACCCUAGUGGCCAAGCUACGCGGUUCCUCAAAUACCAGCGUGGCACAAUGCUCAUGGUAGCCAACCCGACCGACAUGGAGUCUAAUUCAUUGCGUCGACACCUCAUAGGUGCACUGAAACAUGGCUCGUUGCUUGUUAUCAACUUUGACAGCUUGAUAACGCUGGAGCUGGAACAAUUCUUCACUCCCGACUGCUUCCCGCGCGAAGUAUUUUCACGACAACAACUGUUCUCUCCGGAGGUUUUUGGCAAGUUACUACGACCUAGUGAGGGAGACCCCGAUGCUACAGAGUUUAUCAUCAAUGACCACUUCAAGCUCGUAGUUCUUUGUAGAGCUGAGACGCCGCCACCUACAACAGCGAAGGAGAUGUGUGUCAUCCACGUGCGUUUGCCCUCGGAAGGAGGUAAGCCUGACGCAAGCUCUGAUACUGCCGACUUUGCGAAACUGCUUGGUGUAGCGAAGGAGUCCAAGCGAAAUAGUACGGAAUUAGUUGAGGCAGCUUUUGAUAAUGAGCUGGACAUAGUUGUGAGCUGCCUCGACAAGAAUUACGACAUCGAAAGUGAGGAUGGCCACGGUCAUACUGGAUUGUCGGAAGCCUCUUGUCAGGGACACAAAGACAUCGUGAAUUUGCUGCUUGAGCGUGGAGCUGAUCCGAACAAAUGCAAUGACGAAAAUCGGUCGCCAUUAUACCGUGCAGCAUACAACGGUCAUCUCGAAACGAUGCAGCUUCUGCUAGAAAGUGGUGGAGAUCCGCGACUCCUCUCGAAGCAGGGAGACUCUGCCUACGACGUGGCCAAAAACGCCGAGGCGCAAGCUCUCUUGGCGCAAUGGGAUCUUUCAAAGACCGAUAAACUCGUAGAGGAACGAAGGAAGGUCAUUGAAGCCAAAUGGCAAGAGAGAAUCACUAACCACGUGGAGCGCGAGCAGUUUGCGUUAAUGCAGAUUCACUCGGAGUUGCUAGAGAUCGCACGAGACGGUAUAGUUGAAGAUCUAGAGAAGCGACUAGAGCAGCUCGCUGAUGAAGCGCUAGAAACUGGAGAGCGUCCUCGAGCAUGCGCAGAUAUUCGGGAUGAAAAAGGCUGUACCCUACUUGCACUUGCAGCUCAGUACGAUCGUGUUGAAAUGGUGAGUUUGCUAGUUUCCAAGGGUAAAGCUCUCGAGAUCCAGGCUCGCGAGAUGCUUGCUGCUACUGUAUCAUCAGCGCAGAAGGAAGCUGUAGAGAAGACAACAAUGUUAGCUCGUGUAUGGAAAGUGAAUGUCAAUUCUCGAGACUGUCGCGGUUGGACUCCCGUUGCAAUUGCUGUGUUUCACGAAGCGAAGAAAAGUCUGCGUGUUUUGCUGGACAACGGAGCAGAUCCGAGUCUUAAGAACCAGUACAACAAGAACGCUUACUAUUUCGCCAAAGACGAUCUGGACGCAGCCAACAAUAUUGUCAAAUCCAGAGCGGAGAUUCGCCAAGUUCUGAUCGACUGGGAGAAUGAGCAUCGGCCAGCACAAGUAGCACCUGUACCAGCAUCACCAGAGCAGCCCCGUUCAAAGGCAGGAAAGUUGAGCCCAAAGAAAACUGCUUCCAAAACCCCGAAGAAGACGGUCAACGUCUCCAAGUCUUCUACUGCCGGUGACGCCAAAGCGAAGACGCUUAAAGUCAAGAAAGCCAAGUAG